Molecule: messenger RNA, 1735 nt
Organism: Solanum dulcamara
Lineage: Eukaryota; Viridiplantae; Streptophyta; Magnoliopsida; Solanales; Solanaceae
Product: heavy metal-associated isoprenylated plant protein 32-like
Exons: 3
Coding region: 325-1638 (437 amino acids)
Molecular function (GO): metal ion binding
Source: RefSeq, a predicted model, not a curated record
GCUCUUUACUGUGACAGCUCACUCACUCCCCCUUUAUUUUCUUUCCCUUCAAAUACCCCCAUCAACCUAAACCGACUUGUUUUAAACAUUAUUUUACUCCUCACACCACACCGCCCUUCCUCUCCUGUUCCUCUUCAAAUCUCAGCUACUCCUUUUUCACUUUCUUUUAAGUGCCUAAACCAACGUUCAAAGCAUCAUAUUUUCAACUACUACUACUCUCCAUCCUCUCCUAGUACAAUAAGAAGAGGUCUUUUUUUUUUUUUUGAGUGUGUGGUGUCAAAUCUUGGAGGGUGUUUUUCUUGAUAUUCUGCAUCUGCUGACAGAAUGAAUAAACAAGAAAUGUUGAAGACUCAGACUUGUGUUCUUAAAGUAAAUAUACACUGUGAUGGCUGCCAACAGAAAGUGAAAAAGAAAUUGCAAAAGAUUGAAGGAGUUUACACAGUGAAGAUAGAUUCAGACCAAAGCAAAGUAACAGUGACAGGAAAUGUUGAUCCAGCAACACUGAUAAAGAAGCUAGUAAAGUCAGGGAAACAUGCUGAGCUAUGGGGAGGAGCACAAAAGGGAGGUUCUAAUUUGAAUAUGAUGAACAAUCAGUUCAUAAACAUGCAAAUGGACAACUUUAAAGGUGGAAAAGACAACAAAUCUCAAAAGGGUGGUGGUGGUGGUGGUGGUGGAAAUAAGGAACCGCCAAAGGGAAAUGCACAACAGUUUCUUCAGAUGAUGCAGAAUCUCAAAGGGUCAAAGGAUAAUUUCAAGAUGCCCAAUGCUCCUAAUCCCAAGGAUCAAAAAUCUGUGAAGUUUAAUUUGCCUGAGGAUGAUUUUGAUGAUGAUGAGUUUGAUGAUGAAUUUGAUGAAUCUGAUGAAUUUGAUGAUGAAUCUGAUGAUGAGUUUGAUGGUCCUCCGCCUUCUAAGAUGGGUGGGGGUGGUCAUGGACCCCAUGGGCUUAAUGCAAUGAUGAUGAAGGGUGGGGCUAUGAUGGGUAAUAAUGGUGGAAAUGGUAAGAAAGGUGGCGGUGGCGUUGAAAUUCCAGUACAAAUGAAGGGUAUGACUGGAAAUCAUCAUGAUGGUAAGAACAAUAAUGGAGGAAAACAGGGGAAAGGAGGGAACCAGAAUCAAAGUGGUGGUAAAAAUGAUGGUAAAAAUGGUAAAGGUAACAAUAAUGGAAGUUUGGGAGGUAAAAAUAAUGAUAAUUGGGGAGCAGCAGCUCAGAAAGGAGGAGGGGGAGGAGGGAAAAUGGAUGGAGGCCUAAUGAUGAACAGUAUGCAACAAGGGCCACAUGGUAUGAUGAGUAUGGGCCAAAAAAGCAUGGGCCCAAUGGGUAAUCACCCGAUGGGCCAUAUGCCGGCAGCUCAAGGACUACCGGCUGGUGGUGCUGGUGGAUACCCUGGGAUGGGGAUGGGGAUGGGGCAGGGUGGCAACAACCCUUAUAGCCAACAACAACAGCAGUACAUGGCACAAAUGAUGAUGAACCAGCAGCGGCCUGCCGGAUAUGACAUGUACGGUGCCCAUCCGAUGAUGUACGCUAGGCAGCAUCCAGCUGUGAGUUACGGGCCUCCACCACCUAUGGGAGCUCCGGUGCAUGAUAAUUUUACUCAUAUGUUUAGUGAUGAGAAUACAGGCAGCUGUAGUAUUAUGUAAAUUGUUUUUCAAAAAAGGUGUCUACUUUGUUUUGGUCUUGGUCUUAUUAUGAAGUGAUGAAGGAAUGCUUUUGUCUUCAUAAAGCAAAUUGUAAGAA